AUGUCCAGCCCUCUCGUCUUUAUCACCGGUAGCACAGGCUUCAUCGGCUCAUAUGUAGCCCUAGAGGUCCUGAAGGCAGGUUACCGCGUGCGUCUCAGUAUCCGCGAUCCAAAGCAAGAAGCCGUCCUGCGAGCGCGCUACAGUGAGUUCGACCAGAAGUCUGUUGAUGUCAGCUUGGUUCCGGACGUGACCAAGCAGGAGUAUUACGAUACGGCCCUCAAGGACGUGGACUAUGUCUUCCAUCUUGCUUCUCCGCUGCCCUCUGCAAGCGGCGACUUGAAGAAAGAUUACAUUAAUCCCGCUGUGAACGGCACGCUGGCGGUCCUCCGUGCCGCCUGUGCUUACCCGCAGAUCAAGAAGGUGGUGGUUAUGUCGUCGAUAGCGGCGACAGCGCCCGUGGUGGAUAAGCUCAUCUACACGGAUAUGACGUGGAACGGUCCCCGCGAGGUCAUUCCCGUGGACACCUCGGCCAUUUACCCAGAUGACCCGUACGGCGGCUUCCAGAAAUAUUCCACCUCCAAGAUCGUGGCUCACCAGGCGACGCGCGACUUUCUCAAAAAUGAGAAACCUCAUUACAACCUGAUCACCGUGCACCCAAGUUACGUGAUGGGCGAGAGCCUGAUCCAGCAAACAGCCGAGCAGCUCGGCGGCGUGAACGGCAUGUUCUGGAUGUCUUUACAGAGCAAGCUGCCUCUUUUCGGUAUGGCGUGGGUGCAUGUUCGUGAUAUUGCCGAUGCACAUGUCAAGCUUUUGCAGACGGAUCUGCCGACUGGGACGGAGAUUAUCCUCUGUGGUCCUGUGAUUGCUUGGGAGGAUGUUAUUUCGUUCGUUCGGAGCAAGUAUCCCGAUCUGCCGGUGAAUCUGGAGCCGCCGGUUAACCCCGGGAAAUGGAUUGUGAACCAGGAAAUUGCAGAGAAGAACCUGGGUAUUCAGUGGAGAAGUAUGGAGACCAUUGUGCAGGAGGUUGUGAAUCAGCAGUUGGCUCUGCAGUCCAAGGCUGCCGCGCCUUAG
Penicillium riverlandense is the source of this 1011-nucleotide messenger RNA. Its product is annotated as dihydroflavonal-4-reductase. The coding region runs from base 1 to 1011 and encodes 336 amino acids. Gene Ontology annotation, molecular function: oxidoreductase activity, acting on the CH-OH group of donors, NAD or NADP as acceptor. The record is from RefSeq and is a predicted model, not a curated record. The transcript has 2 exons. Lineage: Eukaryota; Fungi; Ascomycota; Eurotiomycetes; Eurotiales; Aspergillaceae.